Messenger RNA from Topomyia yanbarensis, 2349 nucleotides. RefSeq lists its product as uncharacterized. Gene Ontology annotation, cellular component: plasma membrane. Gene Ontology annotation, molecular function: olfactory receptor activity; odorant binding. Gene Ontology annotation, biological process: detection of chemical stimulus involved in sensory perception of smell; sensory perception of smell. The record is from RefSeq and is a predicted model, not a curated record. The transcript has 9 exons. Lineage: Eukaryota; Metazoa; Arthropoda; Insecta; Diptera; Culicidae.
AUGAAGCACGCAACGUCGCUGGAAGCUUUUCGUGAAACGGUUCGAUUUGCCCGACGAUUGGCUGAUUUUUGCGGAGCGGAUCUACUAACGGCCGGAUGGAGUCCAAAUUUUCGAACCCUUCUUGCGAUUUUCGGAGGAUGUAGUUAUCUACUUACCGGAUUCUACAGUGUUUGGUUUUUCUAUCCAGACAUUUACGGAAUGCUGCAGUCCUUAGCCCCAAUGGGAAUAGCGAUCCAAGGACUGGCGAAGCUGUACAACGCCAUCAAUAAUCGCAAGUUUUUUCUCGAUCGAAUAAACUAUCUGGAACAGUUUCACGAAAGCCAUGCUAAGCACCCUCAAAACAAUGCCGUUCUGCUGGAUUUGAUGACGAAAAUGCAACUGGCCACACAAUUUCUAUUGGUUGCUUAUAUUUUGGCUGUGCUCGGAUUUGCAUUGUAUCCGCUGUACUACUACGUGAUUUUCGAAGAGAAGGUACUAGCGUUGAACGUGGUGAUUCCUGGGGUGGAUAUACACUCCCAUUGGGGUUACAUGGGGACGUUAACCUACCACGUGUUUUUGCUAGCGAUCGCCAUGAACGGGAUAUCUGCUUCCGAUACGGUCAUCAUGGUGUUCAUUGCCAACCUGGCGGGGUUGGUUGAUGUUUACAAAAAUAAACUGAAGGAUUUGGAUGAUUUGUUAGAAGCGUCGAAACGGGACAAUGCGAAACUACACGAUAUGGUUAGGGAGAUCAUUGUAGAACACAAUGGAAUUUUGAGUUAUGAGUUCGAUUUGGACCGAGUAUACAUUGUUAUAAGUUUUGUGCAGGUUGUAACUUCUGUAUCGUGCCUUACAUUGUCACUGUUUCUGUGCUAUAUGACUAAUUUUUUGCCAGGAUAUGCAUUUAUAUUAGGAGCUCUUUUUCAAUUGUUGGAGUUUUGUUUGCUUGGGACAAUUUUUCGUGUGAAGAAUGACGAAAUCAUUGAAGCAAUUUACGACACCAAAUGGUAUCUGCUAGACAAAUAUGACCUCAAACUAGUGGCAUUCAUGUUUCACCGUAGCCAAAACGCGGUUGAUCUAACCAUUGGAGGGAUUGCGCCAAUGAAUAUCGAAACGUUUGUCGAGAUUAUGAAAACAAUAUAUCAGUUUUUUACUAUGCUUAUUAGCUUCAUGGAUCCUUAUACUAUCCAUAUCUCUGCGAUGAAGCACGCAACGUCUCUGGAAGCGUUUCGUGAAACUGUUCGAUUUGCUCGCCGAUUAGCUGACUUCUGCGGGUUGGAUCUACUUGCGGAAGACUGGCGUUUUAAUUUUCACACCCUUCUGACGAUUUUGCUAGCUAGCACUUAGGGCUCAUCACCCUAUCUGCUUUUUGGCUUCUACAGUGCCUGGUUAUUCUAUCCAGACAUUUACGGUUCACUGCAAUCGUUAGCCCCUAUGGGAAUAGCGAUCCAAGGACUGGCAAAGUUGUACAACGCCAUCAACAAUCGCAAGUUUUUUCUAGAUCGAAUAAAAUUCUUGGAACAGUUUCACGAAAGCCACACCGCUCACCCACAAAACAAUGCCGUUCUUCUGGAGUUGAUGAGGAAAAUGCAACUGGCGAUACGAUUUCUAAUGCUGGCGUAUCUUCUUGCCAUUCUGGGAUUUGCGCUAUAUCCGCUGUACUACUACGUGAUGUACGGAGAGAAGGAACUAGUGCUGAACGUAGUGAUUCCUGGGGUGGAUAUCCGCUCGUAUUGGGGAUACGUAGUCACGUUAACCUACCAUGUGCUCCUGCUAGCGAUCGCCAUCAAUGGAAUAUCUGCUUCCGAUACGGCCAUCCUGCUGUUCAUCGCCAACCUGGCGGGGUUGGUUGAUGUGUACAAAAACAAUCUUAAGAAUUUGGAUGAUCUGUUGGAAGCGUCGAAACGGGACAACGGCAAAAUACAUGACAAAGUUAGAGAGAUAUCUAUUGAGCACUAUGGGAUUUUGAGCUAUGAACAAGACUUGGACCAAGUAUACAUUGUGAUAAGUUUUGUACAAGUGGUAACCUCUGUAUCGUGCCUUACCUUGUCACUGUUUCUUUGCUACAUGACUAAUUUUUUGCCAGGAUAUGCAUUUAUAUUAGGAGCACUUUUCCAAUUGUUGGAGUUUUGUUUGCUUGGAACAAUUUUUCGGGUUAAGAAUGAUGAAAUCAUUGAAGCCAUUUACGACACUAAAUGGUAUCUGCUGGACAAAUCUGACCUUAAACUAGUGGCAUUUAUGUUCCACCGUAGCCAGAACGCGGUUGAUCUAACCAUUGGAGGUUUUGCACCAAUGAAUAUAGAAAUGUUUGUCGAGAUUAUGAAAACAAUAUACCAGUUUUUUACUAUGUUAAUAAGCUUCAUGGAUCCCUAA